Messenger RNA from Pseudophryne corroboree (corroboree frog), 828 nucleotides. Its product is annotated as atrial natriuretic peptide receptor 2-like. Gene Ontology annotation, biological process: protein phosphorylation; cGMP biosynthetic process; receptor guanylyl cyclase signaling pathway. The record is from RefSeq and is a predicted model, not a curated record. NCBI's taxonomy places the organism in Eukaryota, Metazoa, Chordata, Amphibia, Anura, Myobatrachidae. Gene Ontology annotation, molecular function: adenylate cyclase activity; peptide hormone binding; guanylate cyclase activity. Gene Ontology annotation, cellular component: plasma membrane. The transcript has 8 exons. The annotation marks the transcript as partial.
AUGAACCUCAUUGCGGGCUGCUUUCAUGAUGGGGUGCUGCUGUACGCCCAGGCGCUGAAUGAGACCCUGCAAGAAGGGGGUUCUCACAAAGAUGGAAACCGGAUUGUGGAGAAGAUCAAGGAACGGAGCAUCCAGGGUGUCACGGGCACAGUCAGCAUGGACAAGAGCAAUGACCGUAACACGGACUUUGACCUGUGGGCGAUGGCUGAUCAUGAUAGUGGUCGUUUUGAGAUUGUCGGACAUUAUGAUGGAAUAAUAAAGCAAAUGAACUGGACAGGAAUUCCCAUUCUGUGGCUGGCGGGCUCUCCGCCCCUAGACAGCCCCCCCUGUGUUUUUGAUACUGAGGACCCCACAUGUGUGAAGACUCCUCUUUCCACAUUCGGGAUGGUGGCUCUUGGCGCGGGGAUCACCCUGCUUAUAUUUGGGAUGGCGAGCAUCCUUAUUCUGAGGAAGCUGAUGUUGGAGAAGGAGCUAGCCAGUAUGCUGUGGAGGAUCCGAUGGGAGGAACUGCAGUUUGGGAAUUCUGAACGAUACCACAAAUGUGCCGGGAGCCGGCUCACGCUGUCGUUAAGAGGUUCCAGCUAUGGUUCUCUGAUGACAGCCCAUGGAAAAUAUCAGAUAUUCGCCAAUACUGGACACUUUAAGGGGAAUGUGGUCGCCAUCAAACACGUCAAUAAGAAACGCAUAGAACUGACUAGACAGGUUCUUUUUGAGCUGAAACAUAUGAGAGAUGUUCAGUUCAAUCAUCUGACGCGAUUCCUAGGGGCCUGUAUCGACCCUCCAAACAUUUGUAUUGUGACAGAGUAUUGCCCCAGGGGCAGCUUGCAG